Messenger RNA from Myripristis murdjan (pinecone soldierfish), 2585 nucleotides. RefSeq names its product procollagen galactosyltransferase 2-like. Lineage: Eukaryota; Metazoa; Chordata; Actinopteri; Holocentriformes; Holocentridae. Bases 101 to 1963 code for a protein of 620 amino acids. The transcript has 13 exons. Gene Ontology annotation, molecular function: procollagen galactosyltransferase activity. The record is from RefSeq and is a predicted model, not a curated record.
CAACACUAUAAGCAGUCCGGGUGGAAAAUGUCGCUAGAAAUUAUGUUGGAGCGGUAAAAGGCUGAGGAGACAGACAGACACAGGUGCCACAUUGGAAAUAAUGCCUUUUGGAUUUGUGGGAUUCGGAUUAUUUCUUGUGAUCUCAGCUGGGAGAGCCUUGCAGAGCUGCGCAGAGGAGCUGCCAGUGGCCCCCCAGCAGCCAGUCCAGCGGGAGUCCCCCCUGCUGAGGCCCAAGGUGCUGAUCACCAUCAUUGCGCGCAAUGCGCAGCACAGCCUCCCGUACUUCUUGGGAUGCAUUGACAGACUGGAGUACCCAAAGGACCGCAUUGCCAUCUGGGCAGCGUCUGACCACAAUGUGGACAACACCAGCGCCGUGCUGCAGCAGUGGCUGAGAGGCGUGCAGCAGCUGUACCACUCUGUGGAGUGGAGACCUGCGGAGGAGCCGAGCUCCUAUGCAGAAGAACAGGGGCUGAAGCACUGGCCCAAGUCUCGCUUCAUCCAGGUGAUGAAACUGAAGCAGGCAGCGCUCCGAGCUGCCAGGAGACUGUGGGCCGACUACAUACUGUUUGUGGACUGUGACAACCUGCUGACACACCGGCGGCUGCUGACAGACCUGAUGGCAGAGAACCUGACCCUGGUGGCGCCCAUGUUGGAAUCAAGGACUCUGUACUCCAAUUUCUGGUGUGGCAUGACCCCUCAGGGCUACUACAGACGCACGCCCGAGUACGUCCCCAUCCGCAAGUGGAAGCGUCAGGGCUGCUUUGCGGUUCCCAUGGUGCACUCCACCUUCCUGAUGGACCUGAGGCGCAGUGCCAGUCAGGCGCUGGCUUUCUACCCUCCUCACCCCGAGUACCCCCACCACCUCGAUGACAUCAUGGCCUUCGCUUUCUCCGCACAGCAGGCCGAGGUGCAGAUGUACGUGUGCAACAAAGAGCAUUAUGGAUAUUUGCCACUGCCCCUAAAACAGCAUCAGACCCUGGAGGAAGAGGAGGAGAGUUUCACUCACACGUUGACAGAGGCGCUGAUCGACUACACCAUGGAGCCUUCGCAGUACGUUCACCACACGGCCAAACAACUAGGGAAGAUGGGAUUUGACGAGAUCUUUCUGAUCAAUCUGAAACGCCGGCUGGACAGGCGAGAGAGGAUGAUGAGCACCCUGGCCGCCCUGGGCAUCGAUGUUACUCUGACAGAGGCCGUGGACGGCAAAGCCCUGAACUCCUCCCAGCUGCUGGCGAUGGGCAUCGACAUGUUGCCGGGGUACAAAGACCCGUAUUCAGGCCGCGUGCUCACUCGAGGGGAGAUCGGCUGCUUUCUCAGUCACUACAACAUCUGGAAACAGACGGUGGAGCAGGAACUGCAGCAGGUGCUCGUGCUGGAGGACGAUGUGAGGUUUGAGCCCAGGUUUCGCAGCAGGCUGACAGCCACCAUGGACGAUGUGAAGAGAACGGGCCUUGACUGGGAUCUCAUUUAUGUUGGCCGUAAGCGGCUGCAGGUGACGGAGCCAGAGUCCUGGGUGAAGGGAGUCAGUAACCUCGUGCACCCUGACUACUCCUACUGGACUUUGGGCUAUGUCCUGUCCCUGCAGGGGGCCAAACGGCUGAUAGAGGCCGAACCCCUGAGCAAGAUGCUGCCUGUGGACGAGUUCCUGCCCAUCAUGUUCAAUAAGCACCCAAAAGAUGAGUACAUGCAUUAUUUUAAGCAGAGGGACCUGAGGGCGUUUUCGGUGGAGCCCCUGCUGCUCUUUCCGACCCACUACACCGGCGAGCCGGGCUACUUUAGCGACACAGAGACCUCCACCAUCUGGGACGACGAGACUGUGGCGACAGACUGGGACAGGGACAACGCCAAACGCCGGCGCAAGCAGGAGCGUGAGAGUGGAGUGGAGGCCCGGCCCGUAACUCCCCGUCCUGCCCACAGCAACGUGCCCUCCUUCCUGCCCAGUGGUAACAGAGACGAACUCUGAUGACCUCCGUAGUCAAAACCAGGAGCAGGUCCAGACCAGGUGAAGAUCAGGUCCAAAGGGGGAUCAUGGCCAAGACCAAAGCAAACUGACUCCUACUCAAUACCAAAACAGGCAAACAGGUGUUCACCUUUCCAAAUGUAAAGAUAAUUCUUGAGUGUAACAUCAACAGAGAUGCUCUGCACGUUGUCCUUCAAGAUUAAUUGAAUUAAUGCAAAAGAUCUUGACCAAUCAAUGCACAGACACUCUAAGAUCUUUGCAUACCAUAUGCACAGGUGUAAUCCCUUAAAUUGCUUGUUUAUUGCUGAUGAUUAUAUACAUGGAAUGUGGACUAGGUGGAGAAACACACCUCAUAUAUUUUAAUUUUAGAUUGGUGAGAAAAAGUUGAGUCAGCAUGCAGCAGUGGCCAAGACUGAGACAAGCCCAGGAUGUGAGAAAAGUCUUACCACACAGAAGUAACACACUGUACUUAAAGUUCAUAUAAUACCAUCUUGGGUGUCUGAGUGUUUGAGGCUUCAAUUCGUCUUUCAACAACCCAUUUUUUGGGGGGAUACUGGGAUUAUUAUUAUUAUCAGGAUUAUGAGACAUACAAAAUGGGGCUUCUACAAUGCUACUUUGUAUUAAG